AUGCCGUCUCAGCCAGGAUCGUCCAAGGAGGCUCUGUCCAAGACCACCCAACGGGGGCGAGGCAAGAAGAAGGGCAACAAGCUGCAAAAACCAUGGCUCUAUGAUCUUGUCUUAUGGGCUCUCUCCAUCUUGAUUGACCUCUUCUUCCGGGAGGUACAUCCCAGAGGAGCCUGGAAGGUCCCCAAGACUGGUCCGGUCAUUCUUGUGGCUGCACCUCACGCCAAUCAGUUUGUCGAUUCCCUGAUUCUCAUGAGAAUCCUCAAGCACGAGGCCAAGAGAAGGAUUUCAUAUCUGAUCGCGGAGAAGUCGACGACACGCAAGUUCAUUGGGACUCUGUCAACAGCGAUCGGGGCGAUUCCCGUGGGCCGAGCCCUGGACAAAGUCAAGCCGGCCAAGGGCAAAAUAUUCCUCCCAGACCAAGAUAACGACCCUACCCUGAUUGAAGGCGUCGGCACCGACUUCACGAAUGGCGAUUUCGAGGUAGGUGGAUUGAUCGUCCUCCCCAAAGUGAGAGGCCAGACCCCCAGCACAGAGAUCGCGGAGAUUAUCUCUCCUACCCAAAUCCGCCUCAAGAAACCCUUCAAGUCGCCAGAGGCGUUGGAGUCGUUGACCGGUAAUGGCCCCGUUGGCGGCGAUACGAACGAACAACAGAUUGAAUCCCGAGGCUGCUCAUUCAAGGUCGCUCCGUAUGUGGAUCAAACCAAGGUCUACAACGCAGUCUUUGACGAGCUCGACGCUGGUGGCUGUAUUGGUAUCUUCCCGGAAGGUGGCAGCCAUGAUCGACCAGAUCUUCUCCCCCUAAAAGCAGGCGUGGCCAUCAUGGCCUUAGGAGCUGAAGCCCGACACCCCGGUUGUGGUGUCAAGAUUAUUCCCAUUGGCAUGAACUAUUUCCAUGCGCACAAAUUCCGGUCGAGGGCGGUCAUCGAAUUUGGUCACCCCAUUGAGGUUCAUCCUGACCAAGUUGAAGCAUAUAAGGCGGGCGACCGAAGAAACGCGGUGGGCUCGCUACUCGAAACCGUCUUUCAGGGCUUGGUUGCUGUGACACAAUCAAGUCCUGACUACGACACCCUGAUGCUGGUGCAAGCGGCUCGCCGAUUAUACAAUCCGUUGGGAAAGAAACUGCCUCUACCGCUGGUGGUGGAGUUGAACCGACGUCUCGUCAAAGGGUAUACGACGUACAAGGAUGACCCCCGCGUUGUCGAACUCAAGAAAGAUGUGCUCGAGUACAAUCGUCAAUUACGGGCACUUGGAGUUCGCGACCACCAGGUGGAAUGGGGCAACCCUGCUAAAUAUCCCUGGUGGCGCAUUCUCGGGACGCUGAUCUAUCGGCUGGGAGAGCUCUUCUUCCUGGGCAUCGGCACUCUUCCCGGGCUCGCCAUGUUUUGGCCUGUGUUUGUUACCACCAAAGUCAUCUCCUACAAAAAGUCCAAGGAAGCUCUUGCAGCGUCGACAGUGAAACUGCAGGGUCGAGAUGUCAUCACCACUUGGAAACUGCUCGUGGCUAUGGCGUUUGCUCCCGCACUCUACGCCUACUACACAGCCAUAGUAUCCCUAUGGCUCGUUUACAACCGACGAGACGGAUACUAUACCCACAAGGUCCCCUGGUGGAUGGUGGCCCGCACCUACGUGCCUGAUUUUGUUCCGGUCUGGCUUUUUGCCAUUCUCUUCCUGAUUUUGUGUAUCCUCAUCACGUUUGCUGCUCUGAGGAUCGGAGAAAUAGGGAUGGAUGUGGUCAAGUCGUUACCGCCACUAUUUGUGGCACUCAACCCACGCUCCUCCAGCCGCUUUGCGAAGCUCCAACAGCGCCGCCACGCCUUGUCUGUCAAGGUGACAAAGGUGAUCAAUGAAUUGGGACCCGAAGUCUUCCCUGACUUUGACGCUGCACGAAUUGUGCCGGAUGGGUAUAGAGAAGGAGCGUACCAAUCCAAAUACAAGAAGAUGCCAGAGGAGCCCAGGAUCGACUCAACCGAGCCCACCACGCCGACUUCUGGGACCUUUGAUGAGCGGACCCCUGAGUCCCCCGGGUCGAGAUCGAUGUUGCCAUUCGGGUUCCUGCCCUCGAACGAAGCUUUCCACAACAUUGGGGGGUUUGGCUUCUUUGCGUCGCGUCCUGCGACACCUAAGAGUCGCAGCAGGAGCAGUUCGGCAGGUGGGGCACUUACCUCGUCCACCGGCUUGAAGUUCACCACGCUGGACCAUGAUGAAGUCAGCAAACGAAUCCGUGGGGCCAUGCGGGAACGAGGACGGAAGCGGGAGAGCGAAGGAGCAGAAACGGGAACGGAAAGCAGUUGGGACAUGGCUGAUGAUGAACGAAUAACGCCCACGACCGAGGACGAGGAGCCUAAGAAGGAUCGGUAA
Molecule: messenger RNA, 2358 nt
Organism: Fonsecaea erecta
Lineage: Eukaryota; Fungi; Ascomycota; Eurotiomycetes; Chaetothyriales; Herpotrichiellaceae
Exons: 2
Coding region: 1-2358 (785 amino acids)
Biological process (GO): phospholipid biosynthetic process
Cellular component (GO): endoplasmic reticulum membrane
Molecular function (GO): glycerol-3-phosphate O-acyltransferase activity; glycerone-phosphate O-acyltransferase activity
Source: RefSeq, a predicted model, not a curated record